Messenger RNA from Gregarina niphandrodes, 789 nucleotides. RefSeq names its product RNA recognition motif protein. The record is from RefSeq and is a predicted model, not a curated record. Bases 1 to 789 code for a protein of 262 amino acids. Gene Ontology annotation, molecular function: mRNA binding. The transcript has 3 exons. Lineage: Eukaryota; Apicomplexa; Conoidasida; Eugregarinorida; Gregarinidae. Gene Ontology annotation, cellular component: cytoplasm; nucleus; ribonucleoprotein complex.
AUGAAUGUUUGUAUACAGCGCGACAUCCCUGCCGAUGAACUGGCGGUAGAAUUCGAAAAGAUCGGAAAAGUUCUGGACAUUAACAUAAAGAAGACCGUGUCAGAUGAGAGCUAUGCAUUCGUUCAUUUUGCGGAUAAAACAAGCGCGGCACAGGCAGUGAAGGAGUUGGACAAUAUUGAGAUCGCUGGAAAGAACGUGAGAGUGGAGCUUCCUUUGGAAAAGAGACCUUAUCGAUCCGUUCCUCCGCCUCGAAGUAAGGCCCCGCUCUCCCAUGAUGUUGCUCGGCGACCAAAGCUGGAUCGCAGUCGUCGAGGUACAUACGCGAUCCACGUCUCGGGCUUACCAGCGUCUGGUUCUUGGCAAGAUUUGAAGGACCAUUUUAGAGAAGGCGGGGAAUGCGUGUAUGCAGAUGUGGGACGGGAUGGGAGUGGUGUGGUGGAGUAUCCGACGCUGGAGGAGGCACGUCAUGCCAUCCGGGUUUGUCGGGGCUUGACUUUUACCUCGCAUCAAGGCGAGUCUUCGAGAAUUAGAUUGCAGCUGGGGGACGACAGGAGAGAUGACCGGAGGCUUUCUGACGACAGACGCGAUUACGACCCAAGAGACUAUGACGCGAGAGACCAUGACCGAAGAGACGAUAUGAGAGAUCGCAGAGACGAUAUGAGAGAUCGCAGAGACGACUGGGACCGUGGCCGGGACGACCGAAGGGACGACGACCGUCGGCCUCCUCGUGGAGAACCUUACGGCCGACGGCCGCCGCCACGCCGCAGGGAUCGAUCGCCACCUAGGUAA